UUCUGGUGUUUACUACGCGCGCCUGCCAAAGCUGGACAGCUUUGCGCCUUCCAUAAGGGUCUGUUCACGCCUGCCUGCAACACUUCUCGACUUUGUUUCGCAACGAGCAACUUGCACUAGCGUAAGAUAUGCGCUGACCGUGCGACUCAACGUCAUUUCGCUGCCAGGCGGAGGACGCCUUACAGUUCGGUUUGUCGUGGUUUCAACUUCAAUCAUCUUCGAAAUCUAGACUUCCAGCUCUGACAACGCAGUUCCCUACAGUGAAGGACUCUUCGCUAGACGUGCUCCGCCACGAUGUGCCUGACGGCGGGUUCACAGACUGCAAUCGCCCUGGAGUGCUGGGAGAGAUUGGAGGAACGAGAGGAUGGGGUGUUUUGCGAGAUUGACGGGCAAAGCCUGCACAUUGCCGACGUUGUUGCAGCAGCACGCCAUGAUGGCUUACCCGAGCUCGUCAUCCCGGAGUCUGUCGUGAAUAACUUGCAGAGUAGUGUGGACGUCCUUGCUGGGCAUCUCGCAAAGGGCUGGUACGUAUAUGGCGUCAACACCGGCUUUGGCGGGAGCGCAGACACUCGAACCGAUCAGAUGGUGGCUCUGCAGGCCGCUCUUAUGCAACUGACCCAAGCUGGCGUGCUAUCGCCUGGAGACCGCGGCCUUGCGACCGGGACGCCCGUCGAUAUAUCCAAUGCGAUGCCUGCCGCAUGGGUGCGUGCUAUGAUGCUUGUCCGGAUCAACUCGAACGUCCGAGGACACUCUGCUGUAACAGCAAAGACACUCCAGGCCGUCGUCCGUUUGUUCAAGGAAGGCAUAACACCCGUGGUGCCGCUGAGAGGAUCGAUAUCUGCGUCUGGAGACUUGAUGCCAUUAUCGUACGUUGUAGGGGCUAUGGAGGGGAACCCGGACAUCUUCGUCCAACUGCAGAUUGAUGGCCAGCGCCAAACUGUGUCUUCCCGCUAUGCCUUGGCGCUCCGGGACAUUGAGCCUGUGGGGCUUGGUCCUAAGGAGGGUCUUGGACUCAUCAACGGCACUUCCGCGUCCGCAGCACUUGGCUCAAUUGUACUCUACAGGGUUCACCAGCAGAGCGUACUUACGCAGGCACUUACUGCUAUGGCAGUUGAGGCUCUCGACGGGACGGCUGAAUCAUUCCAUCCAUUCAUCGCGCAGAUUCGACCGCAUCCAGGACAGAAGGAGGCAGCUCAAAACAUCUACGCCUUCUUGUCCGGCUCACAGCUUGCGCGGACUGGCGGAAAACAUAGCCGUGCAGUGAAUGAAGAUCUCGCACAAGACCGAUACUCGCUCCGUACCGCCUCGCAAUGGAUAGGCCCACAGCUCGAGGACAUCGCCUUGGCUCACCAUCAGAUAACCACCGAGCUCAACUCAACGACCGACAACCCGCUUGUUGAUGUAACGGGCGAGGGCGCCAUCUUCUGCGGUGGCAAUUUCCAGGCCAGCAGUGUCACUACAGCUGUGGAGAAAGCGAGACUUUCCAUGCAGAUGUAUGGCCGCUUGCUGUUCACUCAGCUGCAGGAAAUGGUUGACCCCACGAUGUCCAAUGGACUGCCCGCAAACCUUGCCUCGGACGACCCAAGCUUGUCCUUCACCUGUAAAGGUGUUGACAUCGCUAUGGCGUCCUACAUGGCCGAGUUGGCCUACCUAGCGCAGCCGCUCUCUUCUUACGUCCAGGUUGCGGAGAUGCAUAAUCAAGCAGUGAAUAGCAUGGCUUUUGCGAGUGCCAGAUACAGCAUGCAGGCUGCGGACUUGCUGAACUUGAUGUGCGCGAAUCACCUCUACGCAUGCUGUCAAGCGGUCGACCUGCGAGUGUUGCACAUGCUAUUCAUUGAGAAGGUGCAGUCUAAGAUCAUCGAGCUUGCCGUCUCACGCUUCUUCAUCUCAAUGGAAGGAGGAUCUAUUGGCCAAUUAAUUUUAUCCUUUCAUACGCAGAUGUGUUUCAGCUGGAAGACAAGUAGCAAGCUAGAUUUCAAGGACCGUUGCGCCAAAAUGAUUGCAUCUCUCAUGCCGCGUCUGGUAGAGCAGCUUGCAAAGGAGCCUGAAGUCACUCUGCGUGUUCUGGAUGACUUUCGCCAUGAAGCAACGACAAAAGCUUUCAAGAUCUGGACAGAAGCACAUACUGAAUUCUGCAGAACGCAGCCAACAGCAGAAUAUCUUGGAUCCGCGGGUGGAGCACUCUACUCUUUCGUUCGCGGCGAACUUCAGGUACCCUUUCAUCAAGGUUUUGUUGAGCAUCCGCAAGGCUCCAGCACAACACCGAACGGCCGUCUGAAGAAGACAAUAGGCAACUGGAUCUCGGACAUUCAUGCGGCCAUCUGCGUUGGACGACUGGAUGCUGUGGUCAUGAAGCUUGUUCGCUCUCAGCUGAUCGAAACGCGGGACUCAGCAGCAUCCCAACAAGGGCAGGACCGUUCGUCUCAGUUGGCGACUUGAUCUCUAAGAACCUGGUGAAGAGUGAAACUAUACCGAGCAUAGCACCGGCAUCCGACUCGGGCAUUUCUGUAAUCGGCUUGCCGUAACCUAAGCGCAGUCGUGUGGGAGUCGGCGUUGAGGGGAGCCUCGCGGAGCCAGUGCACUGGUUGCUAGAGCGAGGCACAAGGUGCUAGUUCUGCCCAAAGGCGUGCCCUGUAAGUCAAGAGGCCGCCGGCGGUAUGGUGACGCUGGUCCAUCGCCUCUCAUGCCAGAACUGCCGGUGCCCACAAGCAUGCAACUGAGACAGUCACAAUGUAGAAGACCUGUAUCGAUACUUGAUAGAGUAUUGAUGAAAGCUACAAGGCUACCGAAUCACUUCCAUCAAUC
Baudoinia panamericana UAMH 10762 is the source of this 2805-nucleotide messenger RNA. RefSeq lists its product as uncharacterized. The record is from RefSeq and is a predicted model, not a curated record. Gene Ontology annotation, cellular component: cytoplasm. The transcript is spliced from 2 exons. Gene Ontology annotation, biological process: L-phenylalanine catabolic process. NCBI's taxonomy places the organism in Eukaryota, Fungi, Ascomycota, Dothideomycetes, Mycosphaerellales, Teratosphaeriaceae. Gene Ontology annotation, molecular function: ammonia-lyase activity. Bases 295 to 2439 code for a protein of 714 amino acids.